CUAUUUACCAAUCACAGAAGAGAUUUUAGUCACGUGGUAUUUUAAAUCUCAAGGAGGUGAAAACAAAUGUGGAAUAACUUCAGGCUUUCAUGACUCCAAGCACUGGCCUGAGAUUGAUGUUGCACCUGUGUCUUGCUUAACAACAACUCACUUUGAUGUGUCUUACCUUGAGCCAAAGUUCAAACAAUCAUGGACACUACUACAAACUUACAGGAAGGCUCCAGUAAUUGCCCAGUGGCAUUGCUAGUUGACCUCUCAUCUGCAACCGAAAGCCCAGAAAAAACAGAAGGAAAGAAGGCCAGUACAACAGAAAGUGAAAACAGUUUUCAAUCGGAAAGUCAGAAAAAUACACAAGCAGAAGCUUUACAACUGAUGAAUAUAGAAAAUUGUGAAAACAUUGAGUCAAGUCGGAGCAGUGAAAAAGAAGGCCCACAAAAGAUGCAGAUGGAAGAUCUAUUGAAAGAGGACAUUAAGCUCCUUGACCAUGAAGAAUUUGAUUUUGACCUGCCAGUGUCUCCUUCUACCAGUCCUGAGAAAGAGCAGGUUGAGGAAAUGGAUGAUGAAGAUGAAGUUUUCUUUGGUCCUGUUGGCUUCAAGGAGACCAUAGUGUCUGUCACGGUGACUAGCUCUGAAAGUGCAGCUAUCAAACCUCUCAGCCCUCUACGCCCAGACCAAAUGGUGGCACUGUUCAAGGAGGCAAACACAGUGGCCUGUGCCAUCGAUAUGCACAGCAAGAAGGAACAGAAAAAGGCUGGAAACAAAGCCUCUCCAGCUACAACAAAGACACCGUCCCUGAUAGAUCAGUUAGACUCGGUAUUGAAAGUUAGACAAAGUGAGGCCGUGAAAAGCCCGGGCAGUCCUCUUCGGAGGCAGGGCACAUUCACUGUCAACAGCAGCCCUUUGCAUAUGCUGCCUCAGAGCAAAAGGGAAAAUUUGCCUGUGAUAGACAAGAAUGGUAUGGAGAUAAAAGAAGCGACAGGGGGCAGCACCACACAGUUACAGGAUGGAGUUGCAGCCAGAGCUCUCAGAGCUAGGGAAAAAUUGAACCAGGGGUGUUCAAAAGGUCCACACAGUAAUGAAAAACCCCCUGAGCCAGAAAAGAACACAGAAGAAGAUCCAGCAUAUAAAGAGGAGGUCAUAGUUGUGCAACCUCCAAAAAUAGCUGCUCCUUUAGAACGUCCACCUGCUGAUGAACUGAUGGUCAAUCUACCAGUCACAGUUUCACCCAGUCUCAAGCAAGCUUUAGAGAAAAAAUUACAAGAAUUAUCACUGAAAUCAGAAAUAGUAGAAAAUGAUUCAGCAGAGACACAAGGAGUGCCAGUAGGAACAUGUUGUAAAAAUAAUGCCUGUAAAAAGAGAUAUGAAGAUGAGAGCAGCAACUCAGAUACAUGUGUUUUUCAUCCUGGUGUCCCUAUAUUUCAUGAAGGGUUAAAAUAUUGGUCUUGCUGCAGAAGAAAAACAACAGAGUUUGACAACUUUUUAGAACAAGAAGGGUGCGCACGGGGAAGUCAUAAUUGGUUUAAAAAGGAGGAUUCUGCACAGAAGGUGGUGUGUCGGUAUGACUGGCAUCAGACACCAUCAGCUGUCUCAGUAGCAGUCUACUCCAAGGUCCCGGUCCCAGAAAAGUCAUUUGUACAAGCCAAUGCUGUCAAGCUGAAUAUUCAUAUAGAAUUUGAGGGAGGAGAGAAGAUUUAUGAUAAUGAUUUUAUAUUACACGGGGUUAUAGAUCCUCAAAAGAGUAAUGUUAAAAUGAUGGGAACAAAAGUAGAGAUAAACUUGAAGAAAGCUGAGCCUGGCAGUUGGGCCAAGUUAGAACUUCCUCCAGAACUUGUUCAAAGUAAUGAACUAGAGGUGGUCACAGAUGAUAUGAAAGUGGUGCAGGAUGAAUAAACAAAUUAUGAGCACUGCUCCUGGAAAACUUGGAAGAAAUCUUUGUCCCCCAAUAAAAAAUCUUUUUAGCCAAAGCCCUUUAUCCUAAACAUUUUUGUAUGUUAUAUUAUCAUAAAUGUGUAAUUUAAAAUAUUCCUUGUUUGUAGAAAGAUGUGUGAGCAUAUAUAUAUUUUUUUGUGAUGUGGUAGUCUUCUGUUUUCAAACCCUCGAAUACUUAUUUUCUUUUUUAUAACUCUUUUAAUUUUAGCUGUGCUUAGGAGUGUCAAGUCAAACAUCUGUGUCAUAAUUUUUCUACUUAAAAUAAAACUGCAGUGAAAUCGGGGGAGAAGAGAAGACUGGUGCUGUUAGUAAAAUGAAAUCUUAUAUAGAAACAAAGUAAAUGAUACAUUCUGCUUAUUUCGUAAGGUAGAUAUUUUGUCCUGAAACCCAUGAUUGCCCAUUUUCCUGCAAAGUAUUACCUAAGUCAUUGGCUCGUUUCAUGUAUACAUGGAGUGUCUAAAUCUAUGUGAAAUGUAGUAGUUAUCAGGAGGGUCAUUGCUGAUGAGUUGCCAGUGGACAAGCAUCGAAAAACCCUGAUGUUAUCGACAGUUUAGAAGCAGUACUCAAAAAUAUUCCAUGAAGAAAUGGUGGACCCUAUUUCUUUGCAUGGCUUAAUUGAAGUGUAUGGUCACAGACAUUGAUUGUAUAUUUAUGUCAGAGUUAUUUCUAACUUUUAAUCCGGAAUUAUUUUUUGGGCUGAAAGUGAGGAACUUGUCUUUGAAAAGUGCAAUUAAAAAAAAUGUUAAGGACACAAAACUACAGAAUGCAACCUUUGUAAGAUUUGAAAACAAAUGUCAAGUUUUUGUUUAAACAUUUUGAUUAAGCUAUUGCAUUGUUAUUAUUUAUGA
Lingula anatina is the source of this 2777-nucleotide messenger RNA. Its product is annotated as cysteine and histidine-rich domain-containing protein 1. NCBI's taxonomy places the organism in Eukaryota, Metazoa, Brachiopoda, Lingulata, Lingulida, Lingulidae. The record is from RefSeq and is a predicted model, not a curated record.